CGAAUCUACCUGAGCAGUGAUCGUUAAGCCUAACGUAAAGGUCCAAAUUCUCCGAAAUGUCUGCUGAAAGGACCAAGAAGACCAUGAUACCGGGGAACGUACCAAGUGCUGGCCCGGAUCGGAAGAGGGUGCUUAAUGUGCUUGCGCAGAGAAGAUACCGACAACGACGAAGAGAAAGGUUGGCAGCUUUGGAAGCGCAGGCCAAGGGGAUCCCCUCACCUCCAGUUAUUCAGCAGCAGUAUGAAGAACAUACCGAGAUCGGACUGGAAGGCUCAAUUAACUUGUGGCCCGGGCUAGAUCUGGAUAUGGCCGGAUUGUUGGAGGACGUCGUCCAGAUUCCACCUCAAGAAAGCUUACAAAUGUUCGAUUUUGAGCAAGACGCCCUCGAAACGAGACCCAUGCAAGACAUCAACAAUUUUCGAACCCUCCCGAGUCCAAUCCCCUCAGCCCCCUCCCAAAUCCACGGUCGGCAAUCGCCUUCCUCGCCAGGUCUUCAGUUCCCGCUCGCACCAGAUGGUGCCAUCAUCAGCAUACCUAUUCUCUCUGCCUUGCGAGCAUUUUCAAGUAUCGCUAUUGCCCUUGACGUAGCAACUCAUGUCUGGGAUCCGUUCUAUCUGCAUGUGCUUCCAGAGUCAAUCCCAGCCCUAGCGUCGUUGCCUACAAACCUGCAUCCUGUUGCCGCUCAGCAUACUAUACCCCACCACCCAAUCCUAGACCUACUUCCAUGGCCGAGCGUGAGAGAGAAGUUAAUAUGUAUACUUUCCAUGCCAUCGUCCUUCCGCCCACCAGUAGCCCAAGAAGACGAUGACCACGAUAACCUUUCCGUUGCAGUUGCCGUUUCUCUGGACUCGCUUAGACCGCCUGAUAAACACAGCUCAUCUGGCUCGGCCAGUCGAAAUGGUGGCAUCAAGCAAAGUGGUGCCAUCGUCCACUUAGUCCAAGACCUCGACGACUUCCGAGACGGUGGCGGCGUACGGGUCCACGGCAACACAUGUACAUGGAGCGAGGGCAAUGAGCUGGUGGAAGAGGCAUGGGAGAUUGGCGAUCAUUUCUAUAGAAAAUGGUGGUGGUGUCUUGAUCAGCAGAUUGUGGAGGUGAGUAACAGAAAGAGGGGGGAGAGGGGGUUGCGACGGCUGAGCAUGGUGGAUACCGGGUAGAGAGGAUCUUGGAAAGAGAUAACCUUGUCAUGCAGUGUUGAGUAGGCAAUUUGUUCAUCUUAGCUCAUCCUUUAUAGUCAUUUAUCAACCUCAAGCACCUCCAGCGCCUGCUCCGUUCUCUGCCAAGAUAUCUCGUAGAACGUACCUGUUCUCUUUUUCUCGU
Molecule: messenger RNA, 1320 nt
Organism: Cucurbitaria berberidis CBS 394.84
Lineage: Eukaryota; Fungi; Ascomycota; Dothideomycetes; Pleosporales; Cucurbitariaceae
Exons: 3
Coding region: 57-1157 (366 amino acids)
Source: RefSeq, a predicted model, not a curated record